This is a messenger RNA of Syngnathoides biaculeatus (alligator pipefish), 2406 nucleotides long. RefSeq lists its product as uncharacterized. The coding region runs from base 211 to 2217 and encodes 668 amino acids. Gene Ontology annotation, cellular component: mediator complex. The record is from RefSeq and is a predicted model, not a curated record. Lineage: Eukaryota; Metazoa; Chordata; Actinopteri; Syngnathiformes; Syngnathidae. Gene Ontology annotation, molecular function: transcription coregulator activity; DNA binding. Gene Ontology annotation, biological process: positive regulation of transcription by RNA polymerase II. The transcript has 11 exons.
AUCAUAGACUCUCGAUUCGCGCGUUUGUUCGGCCAUUUUCUGUAGCGUUUGAACGGGGUAGCAGCGGAAAAAGAAUAACUUAGGCGUGUACUGGUGUGCGUGUGUCAAUAAAUAGGGCUGUUACCGAGUGUUAUAUUGUGGUUUGUGUGUUUGUACAUCUUUACCGUUGCCGCGCGAGACGGGAGGCCGUUUGCUGGUAAGGCUGCGUAAAUGUCGAGACAGCGUUCUCCGUCGCCACCCACCAGGAGGUUCCCAUGGAACGAAUACGGACAUUACAGACCUACAGAACCACAGCACACGGGUUCAUCGGACCGGAGGCCCAUUUCCAGAGAUGAAGAACGCAGGUUUGGUGUUGACUCGUUCCCAGAAGGCCAAAGAAGACCCUCUCUGCAGGAUGAGCACCAUCAUCUGCGCUUGUCACCAAAUCGCGAUUCGACAGAGCACCAUGUCCUGAGAGGGUCCCCCCAGCGGUACGGGAGGUCCGAGGCGGACAGACAAAGAAGAGGCUUAGGAGAAGACUUGCAGAAUUUUAACAGCAGAGGAAGGCCACCAUUUUCCCCUUUGAGAUUCCCGAGGGAACAGUUGCUGCUACAGCCCAUAGGCAGUCUCUUAGACCUCUCGGAGGGAAAAUCAGACUGGAGGCAGGACGAGGAGGGGAGGGGCCAAGGCCGGUUCCGAGACGUCAAUCCUGGCAUUAGGUCUGAUGAGCAAAGAGGAAGCAAAGGAGAAAGUAAGGCCGAAAGUUUGAACAGAAGCAGACAACGAGAGGAUGUUCACCCCCCGUCAAAGCGGCCGAGAAGAGAAAUGGACGGCCACCGUGACAGCGGGUUCAGGCGAGACGACAAGGACUUUGGGGAUCAGCGCUACUCACCCACUAUGGUCGUCAGUGACCGCCGCAGGGACGCUCUCGUCAAAAACGCUCGUGUCUUCCCACACGAUCAGGGAGUCCCGGACAGCCAGAAACCACUACAGUGGGAGCACUCAGAUAACAGAAAGCAGCGUGACUCUGACAUGCGACAGACACGCAUGUCAGAUAACAGGCCGAUUGUCAGAGAAGAUACCAGAAAACGUCACUUUCCAGAUAAUUGGAGGGACGGCGCCGAAAGCAAGAAGAGCGACCCACCGCGAGAACGAACGGACUUUGCAAGGUUUGACAGAAAAGCCGUUCCGACGAACCAGAGAGGGACUGGUGGUCCUCAUCCGGACAGAGGUCGGUUCAGUCACAACCAGGUCGGAAACAGCGGGAACCUCACCAAGAACCGGACAAACUUUGAGCAGUCCUCACGGUGCUACCAGGACACUCCUCGUGACGAGGCAAAAGCGACGUACAGAUCUCAAAGGAAAGCCGUGGAGGAAGAGGCUCCCCGAUGGACAGACGAAGACGGGCAUCUGAAGCAAGUCUGGCCCGGCAGUCUGGUCCCAAGCUUGCACCGGGGUGAUCUGGAAGCGGACAGCCCCAGACCGGACAACGUUUGGGAAGUACCGGAAUAUAAAAACGUGACCGUGGUAUCGGAGGAAACGCUCACCAUCAAAGUGGACAUGAGCCGGCCCGGCCAGCACACCAGCAUCCGAGGGUGUUCCAGAAAGAGUAACACAAAAAUUCCACGGAAAAAAGGAAAAUGCUCCAUGUCUUACUCCGCGGACCGCCAGCUGUCUUUGGACCUGGUCAACGUGGGUCGCCAGCGUCUGGACUUCCUGCCGGAGGCGUCUCAAAGCAACAAGGGGAGCGGCGACGCGCACGCAGGGACAUUUGCGCAGGAGAUCAUCACGCUGGUGCACCGCGUCAAAGAACUGUACUUCAGAGGCGAAGGCAUCACGUUGAACAACCGUUUCAGUCAGCUGCAUCCAAGGGGCAAUGAUGAAGAGGAGGGGGCGGGGUUGACACUGAACCAGAGAUUCUCAGCUAACAACCUGAAUAUGACGAUGGUGCAUCAAGACAUCCGGCCUCUCAUCCCAGGUUUGAGGGGCCUCCGGAUGUCGCACAGCCCCGGCGACCUGAGACACGACCUCGAGAGGCGUCGUCAGAAACGUUUAGAGGGCGUAACCAUCACCAUACAGGGAAGCGGGCGGCCCUCCCCCGCCAAGGUCAAAUACGACGACCCCGACGUAACGUUUGCGGACGAGCGGCACUACAGACGCGAAACGAAUGCAGGUCCCGGGAAAAGAGGGCGGUACAGGAUGAACGCCGGCCCAACGCAAAGAUUCAAGAACCGAUAACCGGUCAAGACCCAGAACCGCAACAGCAAAGAUGUGGGUAUCCUCAAGGUCCCAGCUGGUGACGCCGCCCGCCGAAGACAAAAUAUUUUGUCGGCUCCCCCCCCCCCCCCCCCCUGCAGUCACUUCCGUUCUCUCUUUUUAAAGUGAGUUCAUGCCACUCCGUUUGUCAUCCAUGUCAUCUUGUUUUAG